AUGGCCGGCUUGGAAGGUUUCGAGUUCUUCGAGAUCAUAAUUGAGAAAUCCUGCAGUAGGCAGAGGCUGCCUGACAAGUUUGCGAAGAUGCUCGCCGGUCGUGAGCUCCAGAAAGUGAAGCUGUGGCAGGCCGACAGCGGGCGUCGCAGGCUGUGGGACAUGUUGGUGGUGUUCUACGCCAAAGGCCACAUGUACCUAGGGCCCGGCUGGGAGCAUUUCGCCCACUCCCAUGACCUGCAGCUCGGGCACUUCCUUGUCUUCCGCUACCAUGGCGACCCCAUGUUCACGAUGAAGAUGUUCGACAACACCAUGUGUCGCAUGUACUACCAGCACGACGACGAUGCCAAGGAGCAGAGCCGGGAUGACGAGGAGCAGAGCGGGGAAGAAGAGGAGCAGAGCGGGGAGGUGCAGCCUAUUGAGGCUGACAACGACCUUGCUAUGGUGGUGGCUGACAACGACCUUGCUAUGGUGGUGGCUGACGAUGACCUUGCUAUGGUGGCUGACAACGACCUCGCGAUUGUGGUGCUUGAUGAUGACCUCGUGAUGGUGGUGCGUGACAAUGACCUCGCGAUGGUGGUAGCGCCGGCGAUCCCAUAG
Molecule: messenger RNA, 597 nt
Organism: Aegilops tauschii subsp. strangulata
Lineage: Eukaryota; Viridiplantae; Streptophyta; Magnoliopsida; Poales; Poaceae
Source: RefSeq, a predicted model, not a curated record